Molecule: messenger RNA, 1302 nt
Organism: Penicillium argentinense
Lineage: Eukaryota; Fungi; Ascomycota; Eurotiomycetes; Eurotiales; Aspergillaceae
Exons: 2
Coding region: 1-1302 (433 amino acids)
Biological process (GO): transmembrane transport
Cellular component (GO): Golgi membrane; endoplasmic reticulum membrane
Molecular function (GO): UDP-N-acetylglucosamine transmembrane transporter activity
Source: RefSeq, a predicted model, not a curated record
AUGAUUCAUGACAAUGACGGCCUCAAACGACGAACAGACAAUUACAGAGUCCCCGAGAAAUCCCCCGACGCAGUCGUAGCCGACCGCAAUGCCACCGUGUCACCGUCCGAAUCUACCUCCACAAAGUCCGGUCUGAAAGAAGACGCCAGCUUAUUCGCGGCUGUCGCACAAGCGGCGGUUCCAAGCUGGGCAAAUAUGGUUCUGAUGGUCUCAUUAAUUUUUGGGGGUUGCUGUGCGAAUGUUUUCGCCCUCGAGGCUAUCAUCAAGGAGCAGCCAACGGCUGGCCCUCUGAUCACAUUUGCUCAAUUCGUCCUCUGCGCAUUGUUCACCUUGCCGCAUUUUCUUUCAUUCUCCGCCGGACCAGUUACCCUUUUUCUUAGCCCGAGGGCUAUUCCGCUGCGCUCGUGGUUGAUCUACACCGCAUAUUUCGUUUCGGUCAAUCUGUUGAAUAAUUGGGCAUUCGCGUAUAGAAUCUCUGUCCCACUGCACAUCAUCCUUCGAUCCGGUGGUCCGGUAGCAUCCAUGAUUGUGGGGUACAUCUUCAAUGGUCGGCGCUACUCCCGUGGCCAAGUCCUCUCGGUGGCCAUGUUGACCGUGGGCGUCAUGGCUGCUGCGCUGGCGGACGCGCAGGCCAAAGGACAGUCUAUCGAGAUUGGAUUAGAAGAUAGUACUGCCAUGAUGACUACUGCGACCGGCUUCUCAAUCCUUGCUUUGGCUAUGAUUCUGUCCGCAUUCCAGGGUAUCUAUGCGGACAGGCUGUAUGCCUUUUAUGGACGGGACCAUUGGAAAGAAGCCCUGUUCUACUCACACGCGCUCUCUCUUCCUCUGUUCUUUACUAGCUGGCCGCAACUAUAUUCGCAGUGGCGUAUUGUUUCCUCAUCGCCGUCCCUCCUUUCCCAGAUGACGACAAGCUCAGGCUCAAACAUAAUGCCUUCGACCUCUUCCGGAUUGUUCUCCAACAGCACCGCAAGUUAUUUCUUGGAAAUAGCUCAGAAGAACUCAUCGUUUCAUGCUAUACUCGGCUCCAUCCCGAUUCAAGUGGCAUAUUUGAUAAUGAACGCAUUGACGCAAUACCUCUGCAUUCGCGGCGUCCAUCUUCUCUCCGCCAAAUCUUCUUCCUUGACCGUCACUGUUGCGUUGAAUAUCCGCAAACUCGUCUCGCUCUUGCUUUCCAUCUAUCUCUUUGGAAAUCAGUUGGGAUCGGGCGUUCUCAUUGGCGCCGUUUUGGUCUUUGUUGGUGGUGGAUUGUAUGGGUUUGAGGGGGCGAGAUUACGAAAAUUGGCUACAAAGAAGCGUCAGUGA